UAUUACUAAGAGAAGCCGUUAAAAAACUAUUACUUGAUUUCCUCGAAUAAGUGGAUAUCUAUAUUGCAAGUCCUAGCAAGUAUUUUUUUAUUAAAGUUCUGUCCCACUUUAAAAUGCAUUGUAGCCUACUAUCUAAUGAUAUAAAUAUAAUGUUAGUCCACGGCGACUAAGGGCUUUAAGUAAGCAAGUUCCAUCCAAGGACUCGUCAGCACACGUAUUGCAUUCAUUCAUUCAUGUUUUGAAGAGAAACAAAAAUAAAUUUAAUCCAAAACAGUUCAAAUAUUGUAUUAGAUCACCACCAUCUUAUGUAGGUAUUUCGGUACGGUAAAUGACACACUAUCACUGGAUCCAGAAGAUAUUGUCAUUUUAUUUUCUUCAUGCAAAGUAAGUCUGCAUAAACGUGUAAAGGGUUACAUCACUCUUCUCUCCACCCGAAUUCAGAAUUCGCUGGAUACUUGUUAAAACCCAGUUGAUCGGUUGUACUUUUAAAUAUAACUAAAAAUGGUGGGUGGGGUUUAAAAAACCAAAUCAAAAUGUGUUAUUUUAAUCAUCAAAUUUCAGAGUUUUAAACCUGUAGCCUGUCCGUUAUCAUUUCUUCAAUGGCAUCCACUGACAUGAAAAAACUAAUUAAAAGGCGAAGGUCCAAAACUUUUUUUUGUUGGUGAAACCCAGCAGGGCCGUGCGGAGAAGGGCGCACUCACCCAGUGUGUCAACGUAAGGGGCGUCAAAAUCGUCUUGGGAUAGAACAUUAUUAGUUAAUUAAACGAUAGAAUCCCAUUUACUUGAAAGAAAAAAAACAAACAAACAAACAAAAAAGUCGCCACAUCGUCUUUAAUUUGCACUGGUCCGCACCGGGCAGUAUUUUUUUCUCUAUGUAUUGAGGGGUUCCAUUAGACCAUUUUAAAGCUUCACCCCGGUGAUGAUUUUCCUCAGCACGGCCCUGAAACCAAGUGACGCCACAACACAGUUUGUAGAUCUGGAGGGCGCCAAAGGGUUGGUUGGUGACAUAAAACCCUUAGGCAAUUGCAACGCAGUUGUUCAUCUGAGAUAAUAAUAUAAUAUAUAUUUCUGGUAUUUGAUUUGUUUUCAUCACUUAUUUUUGUGAACGCCGUUCAGAUUAAAUUAUUUAUAAAACUACGGGGAUUAUUUCAACUAAAUAAGACCAGAGGCGCACCUUAACCAAAUGCCAAAAGUGCCCCCCCCCCCAAAAAAAAAAAAACAAAAAAAAAAAAAAAAAAAAAAAAAAAAAAAAAAAAACAAAAAAAUAUUAAAUUAUUUAUAAAACUACGGGGAUUAUUUCAACUAAAUAAGACCAGAGGCGCACCUUAACCAAAUGCCAAAAGUGCCCCCCCCCCCAAAAAAAAAAAACAAAAAAAAAACAAAACAAAAAAAAACAAACAAACAAACCAACAAACACAACAAAAAAGCACUUAUACAACUUUAAAGUGCCGUCCAUGGCAUCACGGUAUGUACGCCACUACAUAUGACUAUCACUAGUAGGGCAUCACAGUGCCAGAUUUGUUUUUAAAGCAGUAGCACUUUCAUUUAGCAAAUAUCAAGCACGCGUUAUGUGAUUGAUGUGAAAACUUAAUGGAAAAACAACAACAACAACAAAAAAUAAUGGAGAAAAAAAAGGCAGGUACAAAAUUUAAGAUGAAACGAAAAAAUAAAAUAAAUAAAUAAACAGUUCAUAGCAAGUAAUAUCGCACUGGCACUAAGUUUGAAGACUUCCAGAGAGAUACCACAGAACAACGACCAUCCAGGAACCUUAUAUAGCCAACCAUUGCAGUACCUGGCAUAUGCAGAUGAUAUAGCACUACUGGGUAGAAACCGUAAUGACAUAAUUAAAGCAUUCAGGGAACUUGAAAAUGACUCAUUCAAAGCUGGCCUUGAUAUAAAUGAACAGAAGACAAAAUAUGUGAUAAUGUCAAGAAACUCAAUAUAAACAACCACAAAUUUGAGAGAGAGGCUGCAUUCAAAUAUCUAGGGGCAACUAUAAAUGAGCACAAGGAGAUAAUGUCGGAGGUGAAAGAAAGGAUAACAGCAGGCAACCGUUCCUAUUUCAGCCUACAAAAGCUACUGGGAAACAAAAACCUCUCAAGGGGAACAAAGAAGACAAUAUAAACAAACAUCAUAAGACCUGUAGUUACAUACGCAAGUGAGACCUGGACCCUCACUAGAAAAGCAGAAAACCUGCUCACGUAAAAGAAUAAUGGAGUAUAUAUAUAUAUAUAUAUAUAUAUAUAUGUAUAAUACCACUAAACCUAUCAGAUAAUCGCCAAUGUAGCACAGUGAUGGCAACUAUAGUUGCAGUCGCAGGAUUAAUUACAUAUUCAUUGAACAAGUGCUUCCGCUGACGAUGGCGGUGAAGAUAGCACGACCCCACUAUUAUCUUAUUUAAAAGGCUCAGAAAGAUACGGUUAUUAAGAUUUGUUUUGUUGAAUGGCUCAUGUGCAGUCAUGUUCAGAACCAUUUCCCAUUUUCAUGAUAACAGUAUCGGCUUUUGACAUUUGAACCUUCGCAUCAGCAAAAAAAAAAAAAAAAUUCAUACAAAAAAAAAUUGAAAAAUCGAUUUUUAGGAAAAAAACAAAACAACAAAUACCAGUUAAAAAAAAACAAAAAAUGGCUUUUGAAAUUUGAACCUACCAAGCAGAAAAAAAAAAAAAAAAAAAAAAUUCAUACAAAAAAAAAUUGAAAAAUCGAUUUUUAGGAAAAAAACAAAACAACAAAUACCAGUUUAAAAAAAACAAAAAAACUUCUGAGUCUUCUUACCCAGUGGCAUAUGCCUGCCUGGGUGGUGGGUGGGUGGCAUUUAGUCAAGGUACGCCAUUCAGCCUUGCUAAUAAUGUCUAGCGUCAAUGUCAUUUAAUAUCCUGGACCGUGGAAUGAAUCAAUCGCUCUCUACUUGUGACGAUUUCAACAAACUUUGCUAAGAUAAAGAUAAAGAUAAAGAUGGCUUUUCUCAGAACUGGUGGAAGGACAGCAGCACGUUAUUAUACAAUUAAGUAUUCUGAUUAUGCGUUUGGGAUGACAGUGUUUUGGGUGGAAUCUUUAAUUGAUCACACCUUAUCACGUGGUGAAUUGCUAGAGGUGGCAACAAGCACUGCUUCGCUCACAGUUGUUACAAAAGGACAAAUUUUUUUUUUAAACGAGAGCAAUGGAUUAAUUAUUAGUAGGUUAAAAUAACUGUUGAGACAAAUGAAUAAAAAUACGGCACAUAACUGAUAACAUGAAAGCCUGAGAGAACCCGCUCAAGUUUCAAAUGUCACGUAACAGCCGCGUCAAAUGGCCAUUGGGGUGUAAGGUGGUGGAGGCCAAACUUAAUGAAAAUAAAUAACUUGGUUACCGGUCCCAUUGAUGAGCAUAUAUUAUCCAGGAUAACUUAGGUACAAGUGUCUACCAAUAGUGUGUGUUUGUGUAUUUUUAGAUUGAUCGGACUUGGUCAAUCCUUGCACAAUAUGUAGGCUAGGGUGACCAAAUCAUGAACUGGAAAAAAAAACGGGACAGACCCAAGGAGGGUUUGGGGGCAUACUCUCCAGCUAAAGAGGGUUCUGGGGGGCCUCCGCCUGAAACUGUUUAUUGAAAUAUGCUCAUUUUAACUAUUUAGAUGCAUAGAAAUCUUUUUAAAUUUACCUUCACUUUUGUAAUUCAAUUUAAACUCUGAAGCAUAUCAUAAACGAAAACAAUAGUAUUGCAGUGAAUAAUUAUUUAUUUAUACAUACUUUAAAACAUAAUAAGAUCUAUGGUAGGACCACUGGCGUUUACGCAGCGUCGGCAGAGUGGUGGAGGGGGAACAGUGCAGCCAUCACGCGAGCCCACAUCACUACUGGCACUGGCUACACAGCUAGCCAAAAUAUUACUAGAAGUUAUAUUAUAAAUUAGGAAGUUUCAUUGAUUUGAAAAUGUUUUUGGUUUUAAAAACGGGACAUUUAGGCUUCCCUAGAGACUUUUUCGGGACACCGGGUACGAUCAUGAAAAAACGGGACAAUCGAGUCAAGUGGAGGCUAGUUCGGGACAAUCCCGUUUUUACGAGACGUUUGGUCACCCUAAUGUAUGCAUGCAAACUUGUGCUUAGUGAAGUCUCGGCCCGAGGAUUUCUUAGGCAUUAGGUUAUAAAAUACGAAUUAUAGUUUUUAUAGAAAUAUUAAUCACCUGCAUAGUUAGCAAAUAUUUUCUUCGUCACUGCAUAUACCAGGCCUUCUUUAAAAAAAAAUAAUUGAAAUUAAUUAUUUAAUCAUCAAUGGGAGAUUUUUUAAUUUAAAAAAAAAAAAACAACCAACAGAGUACUUUGUCAACCAAUGCAAAUUUGUCUAGAUGUUGUUACUCAACGAUGACCUAUUUCAAUUACUACAUAACUUAUGUCGUCCUUCUCAGUUCUCCAGAAUUUAAACAUUCUUAUUUGCCCCCAUCUUUCGGUUACAUACAUCACAACACUAGAAAUGAUAAAAUUAGAACGUCUCUAGUUGUACACUUAAUUAAAUCCAAUAACCGUUAUGUUAAUAUGUUAUUGUUGUUUGUUUUUUUAAAUUUUUAGCUCGAGCUCGAAUCACUUAAAAUAUGUACAGUACACGGAUAUUCCAUAGCAAAGGCGUUAUCGGGUACCGUAUGAAAAAUACUGCAAUUAACAGUGGUCAGAGCAAUUUUUUUUUUUUUUACAGAAGCGCGUUGGCAGCUUAUAAACAAACAUAUUUUAAAUGACAUGAAUAGAACAUAAAGCAAUCUUUGAAUCGCAUCCUAAUUUGUAAAAGCAAAUUUUAAUGUUUUCACUCCAUCUAAUUGUUUUUUUAUAUGACAGAAACACGCGAACGACAAAGAGGGGAGAGGUGUGUGAGUGUUGGCGAAUGACGUGAAUUUCCUCUCUCACCCCUACCCCCCAGUCCCGGGGUGGUUUCAAACACUAUUGCAUUCGACAACAGCGUCGCAUAAUGUGCACGUUUUAUGAUCGUAUAUUAAAUUUUCUUGUGCAUUCCUUAUUUUGCUGAAGUCACGGAUUUACUAAACGAAUCGUAUAUAUAUAUAUAUAUAUAUAUAUGAGAGCAUUGUUCGAACUAGCCACUAGUAAUAAUUACUUACCCGUGUGAGUCCUUAGAUGCGCUUGCAAUGAUUUUUCUCGAGGAAAAACGCGACUGCAUUUGGUACACCUUAUUCUUGAACGGGAAGAUGAUCCUUCAACCAUUAAUGUGGUUAAAAUAUCUGCUCUUGGUCUACCACGUUUCCCUUGAUCUUUCUCUCUUUGAUAAACGUAUUGUGUUUUAUUGCUUAUACCCCCUGCAUGGUGAACACUAUUUAUUCGAUGCUCCAGGCUAAUAGGCCUACAUUUCUUGGAUAUAGACGAUGCCGUCGGACUUAAAUCGAGUGGGUGCAUUUUAACAUGCAUAGUCCUACACACAUUUAAAGUAAGUUUCCUCUAAAGCUUAACUUAAGAUUUAAUUUUGCGAAAUCGCUCGUAGUUCCUACGGCUACAUUUUCAAGCCUAAGCCUGUCGUGAAAGAUUUUGCCCUCAAUAUUUUUUUAAUUUUUUUUAAAUAUAAUAUAUAUUAAAAAUAGACCAGGGAAACACCACCAUACGUGCUAGUUAAAACCUGUGUGUAAACUAUAACUGAUUAGAAGUAUACUUAAAUAAUAAAACCCAAUUUUCUUUACUAAGAUAUAUUAAUUUUUCUAAAGGCGAAGAUGUAAAAAAACAUUUUAGAUUAUUCUAAAUAUUUGCAAAACAGUUAAAUUUUAUAAAACAAGUCGUUUUUUUUUCAAAUAUUAGUCCGCAUUUGCCAAAUUUGGUUGAAUUACAUCACCGGAAGUAGUUAUGGAACAUUCACCUUGCAUGCGCAUUAUUUUGUGCGCGAAGCACGCCAUCUUGACAAACUGAAGUCUUAUCGGGGAAAAGGCCGUAAGGUCCUAAUCUAACAACAUCCUCUCAGCUAAAGAGGAAAAUGGACCAUCAAUACGGCAUAGCUGUAAAUAACAAAUUUGCGCUCUUCCUGGACGAAGAUGAGGAUCCGUUAGAGGUCUUGUCAAGGCAGGAGGAGCAAGCCAAGAAGAAGAAAGAUGAAGGAGAAAAGAAGCCGUCUAAAUCUAAACAGAAAAAGACAGCUGUGCCCGAGACCAAAGCCAAAGUGCCUGAGCCGCCAGUAGUGAAAAAAGAAGGUGGGUAAAUUAAUAUGUAGCUAUAGAUCUUGUAGACAUGUGUAUUUGUUAUGCAUUUUUAGCACCAAAAAGUGCAUAAAUAGUAUAUAGCAUGUCACUUUCAAGAAAUUCUGCUAACAUGCCUGCCCGUGCCAUGUGCUGCUUUUGGGCAGCAACAGCCGAGUGGAGGCUAGUUCGUGAAACUGACAUUUCAGACUUUUUUUUAACGGUGAUGCAAGAAGAUGCCCCAGUAAAUUUUGAUUUAAAUUAGUUAUUGCAUUAAGUAUUGAUUAGGCCUGUUUACUUUUUUUUGUCUCUAUUCCUACACUGUUGCCCACCCAUCUAAUUAUUAUACUUUAAUAUAAUUAUUAGACUUUAGACAUAUGCCAAAUUAUAGUCAAAAGAUAAGAUUUGGAUAGCUUACCAGAAGGUCUUGGUUUACAAGGCCUACAAAUAGUUGGUCAUAUUUCUUUUUAAGUAGUUCUUUCAAAUAAAUUGCCAUUCAAGUAAUGGACAUGCUAAUCAUUGGGCCAAAGUGCCUAGGCGAGGGCAGUAGGGUUAUUCUAACUUGAUGUAGUACUGCCAGCAUCCUUAAAAUCACUGUUCCCCAAACGGUGACCUGCACCGGUCCGCAAGCCUCACAUUACCAGUCCAGAGAGCAUGAAUAUUGAUGCUUAAAUAGAAAGAAAAUGUAAUUAAUAAAUCUAGCACUGGUCUCAGUUGCAGUUUCGAAACUUGUCCACCGGUCCGUGCAACUUAAAACUUUGGGAAACGCUGCUUAAAAUGAUUGCCACCCUAAGACAAGACUCGCAAUUUGCAGCCAUUAAAAAAAAAAAAACUUACUUUUUAUUCUCGAAUUAUGAAUAUUUUAACAUUCAUUGCAUGCGUUUGAAAACAUUUGUGUUACAUGCCUAGUUUCAAAACUAAAUUUAAAAAAAAUAAUUUUAUUUUAAAAUUAGAAAAAACUGUACCAGCAAGACAGAGUGAAAGAGGUGGCAGAGGUGUUGGAAGAAGUCGAGAACCUCGUGAAAUACGUGAUAAUGAUGGUGAAAAGCGUCCUCCUAGGCGGCAAGCUCCCAAGGAGAACCGUGAAAUAAGAGUUGGGGAUGAAAAUGUUCCACCAGAGUUCAGGUAAGGCAUUAAGAAAAUUGGUUGACUUAGUCAGUGUUGGACAAAUUUUGAAGAUGCUUCCUUACUAACCUAGGCUGUGUGAAAUUUCGAUUAUAAAUAGUUUAGUCCCAUUUUCAAUACUUUAUUAAAGAGCGUUAUGUGCCUAUAAAUAUAAACUAUUCAUAUUAUUGUAUGGUCUAGUUUGCUUGAAGUGAUGAUAUUUGAAAUCAAGACUUGUGAUGGUUACACUUUACCGGAUACUGAUCAAGCGUUUAGUCUUAUUUAAACUUUACUUUAUUUGCAUAAUGUUUCACCAUUUACUGUUAUUACUGGUUAUUUACUGGUUUAUAUGCUUCCAGAGAACGACCAGAAAGUGGCUUCCGAAGAAGAGAAGAUAGAGGAGAUCGUGAAGGGGGCUUUGGAGGAGAAAGGGCUAGAGGACGUGGACGAGGCAGGGGAAGAGGACGUGGUGGGGAAAGGGGAGGAUUUGGAGGCCCAAGAGGUGGCUUUGGGGAACGAGGCGAGAGAAAGCGUGAAUUUGAUCGUCACAGUGGGACAGACAAGACGUACGUUAACAUUUGAUUUACUUCAGUUAAUUUUUUUUAACUUUUUAAAUGUUUUACCCAAGUUCCCUAAAGAUGUGAGUUUCAUAAGCCUUAUUUCAUCCAAAAUGUAAGCUAUUUUAUGUUUUAAGGAGUUGGAAUUUUUUAAUACAUUUUUUUAAAGUUUUGUAUUCCAUUUAAAAAUUUCUUUGAUUUAAAAAAAAAAAAAAGGCUGCAUGAUCUUCUGCAAUUCCUUAAGCUGUUUUCGAAGAAGCCUUAUUAUUAUGCUUUUCAGUGGUGUCAAGCCUAUUGAAAAGAAGGAAGGUGGAGGUUCUUACAAUUGGGGCAACUUCAAGGAUGAUCUUGAGUAAGAUUACGAGUCUAUUUUAAGUAUUUUUAAACACUUAUAAGAUCAUCUUAAGAAUAGUUGUAUUGUAUUUUAAUGUACAAGUUAAAAUUAAAUUAUCUAUAUGUUGAUUUAUUUUCCAAAAACUGAUCAAGCAGCCUUUAUCUUUUGCUAAUCCUUUUUGUUAACAGAAUUGUCAAUUUGUUGUUAGUGGUUAAGGAUAGAUUUGCUUACACAUUGCCUGCAUAAUUUAUAUAAUUUUUCUUGCUAACCCUGAGAGUGCUUAUAUAUUUUCAAUGGUUAAAAAAAAAAAAAAAAAAAAAAGCAGACUUCUAUUACCUUUUAAUAAUUAAUUUGCCUGGAAUCGAACCAAAAACUGUUGAAGCAGUUACCAGAUAACAGCUGUUAUGCAGAUUAUUUUAAUUUUUUUUUUUUUGGAGCAUAUAGAAACCCCUUAUUUAUCUAUUUAGUUAUAUCUUGAUGUUUUCAUAUUUAGACCAGACAGCUAAAGGACCUGGUGCGAACUAGUAACUUAAAGGGCGCUUUGCAAUCGUACAUUUAUCUUUACCUAAUCGUUUCAUUAUGUAUUUACUUGGUUUUAAAAAAAUAUAUAUUAUUAAUAAUACAUUUGUUAGAAUUUUCUUUUAUGCUACUUGCGAAAACCAAUUUUUCAGCAAGGACAUCUAGUAUUUAAAGUUUGGCAACGACUUGUGUCAUGCGAUUGGCUUGAAGUGAUGAAAGCUAUUUUAUAAGAUUUAACAUGGUUAUGAUUACCGGAUACUGAUCAAGCAUUAUUCCAAUUUUAUUUUUUCAAUCUAAAAUUUAAAAAAAACAAAACAACCUAAGUACUAGGUAUUAAUUUUAAGUAUUUUGGUUUAUUUAGAGAGCCUGCUCCUCAAACAGAAACUAACGAGUGGGCCAAUCAGCCAGAACCAGGUACAGAAAAUCCUGAGCUUAAGUAAGUAUUGAAUUAUUUUUUAUCCUCUGAUCUGAGCCACCUACAUAGCUUAUAUAAAUCGAGUUCUCUACUGGGCAUCUUAUUUUUAGAAAUAUUUUUAACCCUUUACAGGACAGGAGGUACUUCCUCUUGCCAGUCCUUUCUGUUUUUUUUUUAGUAAGAUUUAGUUAGGGUUAUGUUAGUAAAAAAAAAAUCUAAGGUGUUUGUCAACAAAUUUUUGUGAAAUAAAAUGCAAAUAUAGGAAAAUGAAUGCAGAUUUAUAAUUUUACUUACAUGUUGCCAUUUAUCCUCAUGAACACAAAUAUUUGCAAAAAACAACACAUCGUUUGUGAUUGUGAUUCAUCUAUGUACUAUUAAUAAGCACUGCCACAAAACCGAAGUUUGUAAAAUUCAACACUGCUUACUACGCUGAUUUCACUAAUGUCACUAAUAUUAGUAUCUAGUUCCUAUUUACAGUCAAUUCGUGCACUUGAAUGUCGCUUAUAUUUAAUCCAGCGAAAUCUCUGCUAUCACUUGAAUAAUUGGCACAUAAUCGGCAAAAUCCAUUUAGAAAAAAAAAUUAAACCCCUAAAACUACCAAAAAAAUAGAUUAAAUACUUGUAACUGGCGCCCACUCUAUCUAGCUAUCGGAAAAACCGGAUGUAAACAAUAGGAAUUCUCGUAAAGACUCGGAGGUCACGAGUUUACAACUCUUUGUCGUCAGACGCUUUUGGGCGUUUUGCCCGUUCAGUACUAAAGACGUUUUGCCCGGUAAAGGGUUAAUUUUAUUGAUGUAAAUUUCUUGACUUCAAAAUAAAUCAGGUACCAUUAAAGUGUACAUUUGAUAACAUGUAAUAUCAAAUACUUUUAUAAACUAUUGGAAAUAGUUGUAAUCGUAUGAUUUAGGCAUGUACGAUAUUGAGAUGUCUUUUAGGACUGUACUCCAAGACCUGUCAAAACUACAAUUUUAAGAGACGGCUGAAAAUAUAACAUGCAUGUAGUUUUUCCAGUUUUUUAAAAACAUGACAAUUUACAUUAUUGGUUAUUAGUUUUAGCUCCUUUCUACAUCCAGCAGUGAAUGGAUCGAGAAGUAACAUUGGUUGGGGACCACCUAUCAUAUUAAAUUUGCCUGGGGAGGGGUUCUAAAUAUUUAAAAGUCUUUAAAAUGGCACCAGCAUGUUUAUGUCAGGUUGGUGAUAUUGUUGCUUUGUAUUUUCCUUAUGAGCUCACUAGGCAGGGCGACUGUAAUAUUAAUGCAGCCGUCCUAGUGAUAAUUUUAGUCAAUCCUCGUUUUGGUUGCUUUUACGCCACAUGAAGUAAUUUUGCAACGAGUACAUCUGCUCAUCUGUUCCGCACAGUAGUAGUUAUAGUGUACAUUAUAUAUACUGUAUAUUUAUUUACUAAGAUACUGUAUUGUAUGAUUUUGAGAGACGUACGAUUUUAGAAGUUCGAGGGUCUGUUUACAUUUUAAAAUUAUGUGCAUUUUUCAACAUAGUGAGAGUGCUGAAGGUGAGCAAGCACCAGAAGAAGAUCCUCAGCCUCAAGAGAUGACUUUGGAUGAAUGGAAGGCUUUACAGACUCAAAAUAAGCCUAAAGCCGAGUUCAACAUACGCCAGGCUGGUGAAGGUGAAGAUGGCUCUAGGUGGACAAAGGGACGGGAAUAUCAUAAAAAACAUGAAGAGGAGGAUGACGAAGAAGAAGAAUCUGAGGAAGAAGAUGAGGUAUUUGAAUAUUAUGUCCAAUCCAAUAUCUGUUAAACAGAAAUUUAAAAUCACUUAACUAAUUGUUAAAAUGGUUAGUUUAAACCUGUAUUAUAUCAUCUAACAAUGUUAAUCUAGAGAAGCAAAUUAAAUUCGUCUUUCCAAUUUUUUUCAUAUCAUAUACCUGAAGUUGGAUAUCUAUACCAUUAGUCUGUUUUCAUUAAGUAAUAGUUAACUUAUAAACACAGUAAUCAAUGUGCUGGAUUUAAUGACAUGAAUUGGUAAUACAGUUAGACAUUUUACACUUGCCAAAGCAGUCAAUGAAGGCUUGUUUUCAACAAGUAAUGUUCAUUUUACCCAUAUGCCAGAAUCCAUUCCACGUGAGAUCUGAGUAAUGACCUUAAGACACUUAACCAUAGAUAAACAGGCUGUACAUGUAAUGUACCAUAAACAAACAGGCUGUACAUGAAUAUUUGUUAAGGGAGCAUGACUUUAUUAAAUCAGUUUUGAAAGGAAGUAAAUGAAAUAUAAAAUUGUAAUGAUCAUAUAAAAAGAAUAGUUUAAAAGAAACUCCUUAAAUAUUAACAAUGUAAAGUUAACCAUCUGAAUAUAAGUAUGGCGACCGUCACUUGCUAGUAUUAGCCAUGAAGGGUUCAGAAUUCAAUUAAUUUUUUAAAGUCUUGAUUCAGAUACUUUGGUUUGAUUAUUAUCACUUUCUACAUUAAUCUGUUGGAUGGUUCAACAAAAGAAUUUGCUAGUUUAAUAAACUUGGUAUUACCCGUGUUAAACCUAGAGAACACUCGUAACUUCAUCUUAGGAUAUAAAUUAUAGUUAGACAGAAUUUGGGCAAGUUCAUCAGUAAUUUUUAGAACAUUGAAUGCGUUAUGGUUCCCAUUGAGCUUUGCUUACAUAUAAUAAUAAUAAUAAACAUAUGUCAUACCAGUCUUGGGUAGUUCGUAGGCUUGUUUAGUUUUUGUCCCUUUUUUAAUAUUGGGACUAUUUGAGCUUUAAAAUUAUGAUGUAAAAAGUUGGAAGAUAGUUUGUUUUUUUUUAAUAUAUUUUAGUUAACCGGAAAUAACUUUUUACUUUUCCCAAACUUUUCACUUUUCCCAAACUUUUCAGGAUGAUCGUCAUGCUCGUGGAAAGCACUUGGUAACAGAUAUCCGCAUUACCUUCAAUGACACACCCAGGCGAGGUAGAGGUCGCAGAGGUGGUCGUGGAGGUAUGGAACGAGGUGGUCUGGAGCGUGGUGGUCGUGGAUCUCGUGGAGGCCCUCGAGGGAUGGGUGGCAAACCCAGGGAAUCUGCUCCCCGUUUUGAUGACGAAGCAGAUUUUCCAUCACUUGUCAAGUCUGCUGCUUAAGAUGGCAGCAUAUGGCAAGAGAAGAAUGUUCAGUUUUCAGGCUGGAUUUGCUUAGUUAUCCACUAAGAUCCUUAAUAAGAAUUAUCAAAUAUUUUAUUUUUCACAACCUAGUGAGGCGAGCUUCCCUAGGAUUUGUCUGCAAGUUCUUGAAAGACUAUUUGUACAUAUGUGAUGACUGCCACUGGAAUUUUCGUCUUUGUUGACACUUUGCUGAGAAUGUUUUUCACUUUAAUAAUGUGUUGCAAGAAAGUUUUUUUUUUUGCAUAGAUAAGGUAAAUUACCUUUUCAUUAGUGGCAGACAGAACAGCUAGUGUGUGAGCCAUGAUGUAAUGGUCAUAUACUAAGUACAUGACCUGGUAAAAUCAUUAGCCCAGGUUAACCUGGAAGUGACAAAGACGGUUAUCACUGACGAACUUUUUUGUUUUGUUUAUUCGAAGUGUUCUUUUCUUGAGUCAGGAACAGUCUGUCCAUUUAUUCGCUUUAUUCCAUGCAUCAUGUACAUUUUGCUCCCAUUUACACGUGUAAAUGUGCACUGUGUAACUUUCUGAUAGCGUUCAAAAGAAAGCUUGAUUGUAUGACUAAUACACAUCCAUCUCAUCUGUCAAAUCAUUCAUUACAGACUGCCACCAUAUACUUCAUGCUCAUGAUUGUCAUUAUGUGCUAUUUAUUUGAACCAUACCAGAGAGGUGUAAUUUUUUUUUAAGGCGGGAGCAGCUCUGAGCAUUUUGUAUUUUAUCAAUUUGAGAUGGUAGAUUGUUAGGUUCUAAAAUGUGAGAGGAGAUAUAUGAAGUAUGAGCCUUACACAGAUUUUGUGGUGUUUCUGUUGUUUUAAAGUAGUGUAAAGGAAAAAAACAACACUUUUUACAUUUUUAAUUAAACACUUUUUUUUACUCCAUUUUUAAAAAAAAACAAUUUGGCUUUUUUUAACCACAAUAUCUGAAGAAUCUUGCAAAUUGCCAAGCAGUUGUAAGGUUCAUAUAUAGUAAAAUGAGUGUCUUGUUUUGUGGGGCUGACUGGCCUUGCUUGCAGCAUGAACUGAAGAUAAAAUGUCUAUUGUAUUGUUGAGUGUUGCAUUUGAGAUUGUCCGUCAUUUUGUGUGAUUUGUUUUUCAAAACAAAUUAAAUUAAUAAAUAUCCCUUUCCUGAACUUUCUGUUCAUGUUUUUUUGACUGAUGUAUUUAGCUUUAAUUUUUGCCAUUUAACUACUAUGUAAUUGUAAAUACAAAGGUACAAAAGU
Lymnaea stagnalis (great pond snail) is the source of this 13356-nucleotide messenger RNA. Lineage: Eukaryota; Metazoa; Mollusca; Gastropoda; Lymnaeidae. The record is from the annotation of a GenBank genome assembly.